CGGGCGGCUCGGGGAACACAUCCAGCUGUUGCACUUGCGCAUCGUUACCUUUAAGAUGUUCGGGGAUAAAAACUCGUUUCAGCCGAACUCGACACCAUCUUAGCGGCGGGGACAGUUUGCUGCGUCCGGCCCUCACGCUCCGGGUGACCGGGGAGUGUUCCCACCGAGGCACCGGUGAGCUGCUCCGCGGAAGCCGAGUUGGGAGGAAAUAACGUCCGGGAUGGUUCAGUAAAUGUCGGGUUUCAUUAUCUGUCGGCCUACCGAGCAGAGGCGGCGGCGGCGGGGGCGAGAGGGACGCGACGAGCGGGGAGGAGGAGACGGGUCGAGCCGGAGAGGAGGGAGCCAUCAGCCCAUACUUUCCCUUUAAAGCGCAGAGGGACAGAGGGGGUGAAGAAGGGAUAAAAAAAGAAAAGGACGAGGAGGGAGGGCGAGGGCCCGAAAAAAAGAGAAAGAUGUCAUCCUGUCGAUUCAAACACCGAGGCGGAGCCACGGACCGCGGCCGACCAGCAGCGCUGUAGCUCGGGGACGAGCUGUACGCAACGCCGAGGCCUGGACCGCGACAGCCGAGGCCUUUUCGGAGCUUUGGCCAAAUAAAGGAACGAGCAGCUGGUUUCCUCCAUCUUCUUUAUUCAGCAGCUCAUGUGCUGCAUGUCAUCAGUUACUUCAACCAUUAAAGCAUGAGGCCAACAUCUGCACAGAAGCCUCCAGUCAUUUAGACAAUAAGUCAUCAGUGGUAAUUAGCUGGAGCUAAGGCUCAUUAAGCGGAGACAGGCCGCGGCUCCUGUUCUCUCCCCCGUGGACGGAGCUUCUCCUCCCGCCCCCUGUGAGCUCCCUGCCCGGGGAGCUGCUCUCCUGCAGGAUGGACACGUCCUGGAGCAACUUCCUCUUUCAGACGCCAUCGACUCAGAGCCAACCUGAGACGCCUCUUCAGUCGGAGCUGCUGCCCGAGCUGACGGGCUCGGCUCAGAGUCCCGCUGAACACAUCGUGACGCCGCCGUCCACCGUGGACACCGCCGCCCUGAGCGAGGAGCCGCUACCUGUCAAACCGCUCGUCAAGCCGAGCCGCCCGGCGCACAUCUGCGCCACCUGCAACAAGGAGUUCAAGAACAGCUACAACCUGCGGCGCCACCAGUCGGUGCACACGGGCAUCAGGAUGAAGGACCGCCCCGCCCGUGAGAAGGAGGACGGGGGGAAGGGGGGAGGGAGGGUGGAGAAGCAGACGGUUCCGCUCUCCCUCCUUCAGCUCACCCUGCCCCUGCAGCCGCCUCCUCCCCCCGCCGCAGCCACCGGUGCGGACACCAUCCCCCAGCCCGGUCUUCACGCCAACCAGGAGAGCCAGCCUGUCUCUGUGUCCAUCGCCCCAGCAACCGUAACCAUGGCAGCACCGCCACAACCCAUCCAGGCAGCUGUUGUCGUUGUCGGGUCCAUGGAGCAGAAUCCUAAUCCCAAUCCCAGCACCAACCAGGUGAGGAAGAACCACGCGUGCGAGGCCUGUGGAAAGGCCUUCAGAGACGUCUACCACCUGAACCGUCACCGCCUGUCGCACUCUGACGAGAAACCCUACUCCUGCCCCAUCUGCCAGCAGCGCUUCAAGAGGAAAGACCGCAUGAGUUAUCACGUGCGCUCGCAUCAAGGUGGCGUGGAGAAACCUUACAUCUGUCCACACUGCGCCAAGGCCUUCUCCAGACCGGACCACCUCAACAGUCACGUUCGACAGGUUCACUCCACAGAGAGACCCUUCAAGUGCACGACGUGCACAUCAGCGUUUGCUACGCGGGAUCGUCUCCGGGCUCAUCUGAUCCGUCACGAGGAGAAGGUGCCGUGUCACAUCUGUGGGAAGCUGCUGUCGGCCGCCUACAUCACCGACCACAUGAGGGUCCACAACCAGUCGCAGCAUCACGCCUGUCACCUGUGCAACCGCAGCUUCACCACCCUCACCUACCUGCGUGUCCACGCUCAGAAGCACCACGGUCAGGAGUGGAAGGAGAGCGGCGGGGCGCGGGGGGGGUUCGGUGGGACGGGGGCCGGCGGGGUGCUGCUCUGCCAGCUGUGCGGCGUGCAGUGCAAGACCACCACGCAACUCCAGGGUCACAUGGGCACUCACGCCAACCAGGGCGACCACGGCACUGACCCGACCAGCUCGGGCCCCGUUGGCACCACCAGUGUGGCGGUCACUGUGACCAGUGCUGCGAGCACAGUGGGACUGCUGGUAACUGACUGCUCCAGUAUCGCCCCUCAGCCUCACAGCUAG
Messenger RNA from Paralichthys olivaceus (Japanese flounder), 2251 nucleotides. It is a transcript of the gene maza, whose product is annotated as myc-associated zinc finger protein. The record is from RefSeq and is a predicted model, not a curated record. Gene Ontology annotation, molecular function: DNA-binding transcription factor activity; RNA polymerase II cis-regulatory region sequence-specific DNA binding. Gene Ontology annotation, biological process: regulation of transcription by RNA polymerase II. Lineage: Eukaryota; Metazoa; Chordata; Actinopteri; Pleuronectiformes; Paralichthyidae.